This is a messenger RNA of Lytechinus variegatus (green sea urchin), 1952 nucleotides long. RefSeq names its product F-box/WD repeat-containing protein 4-like (gene fbxw4). Bases 71 to 1345 code for a protein of 424 amino acids. Gene Ontology annotation, molecular function: protein binding. The record is from RefSeq and is a predicted model, not a curated record. The transcript is spliced from 9 exons. NCBI's taxonomy places the organism in Eukaryota, Metazoa, Echinodermata, Echinoidea, Temnopleuroida, Toxopneustidae. Gene Ontology annotation, cellular component: SCF ubiquitin ligase complex. Gene Ontology annotation, biological process: SCF-dependent proteasomal ubiquitin-dependent protein catabolic process.
GGCAUUGAGAGUUGAGAAUCAAUUUAACAUUUUAAGUUACAAGUUCCACCAAAAAUACUUUGUGAAUAAUAUGGAUGGAGAACAGUUGGCCCCGCAGAAAGCGAUCAUGCCCAACUUCUUGGAUUUUCCAGUGGAAUUAAUAAUAGCCGUACUGGACUAUCUUCCUGUCAGGGAUUUGAAUCGAAUGUGUGAAACCUGUAGACGCAUGAGGGAGGUCUGCAGUCGGCUUCUUAUCUGGAGGAGACUAGGAAAGAGCUAUGUACACUUUGAGAAUUCUUCAGGUCGAGAAGUGAUCACAAAUAUGGAAAGUUUAUCGUUAAGGGAGAAAUGCAGAAUCGCACACAAUUGGAGCUCAGGAUUUCAUACAGAACAUAUUUAUAUAAGAUUUAAAACUGGCUUGUUGCCAUGGUUACAGCUGACUACUGAUCAUCUCUACAUUAGUAAUAUGAAUAAGAUCAGCCGAUACAAGGUACAAUCAGGAGGCAGAUUACGCUCCUUACAAAGCAGCAAGAAAGAAAUCAAGUACACUGGUCAUUCUCAAGAUGUCAAUAAAUUUGUGGUUAAGGAGAAUAAUGUUGUCAGUGGAGGAAGUGAUGGUCGAGCAAUUGUGUGGGACAAGGCAAGUGGAAGAACAAUACAAGCCCUGCAGUCUGAUCUGGGCAGCCUAGUUAGCAUUGAUGCUACCAGGGAGAUCAUUGUUGCUGGUACCAAUGGUGGAGGGGUGCAGAUGUGGCGCCAAUCAGAUGGUAGAGGGGUGCGCAAUGUACCCAUGAAAGACCGGGUGUGGUCUCUCAUAGUAGAUCCUACACAAAGGUUAUUUGCCACAGGCACAUCAGGAAACACUGACUAUACAUCACUCAAAGUGUGGGACAUUGCAACGAGUGAGAACACACCUAUGUUAGUAUGUGGAGAAAACAAGAGGCAAGGGGAAGGUAUUCUGGAUCUCAUUUUCGAGUCUUCUAAUGUGCUCCUAUCCGCUGGAUAUGAUACUUUUGUCAGACAAUGGGAUAUACGUACUCCAAGAUUGCCAGUAAUGGAGUUUGAAGAACCCAGUGACAAUGCAGUCUAUUGUAUCUCAUCUGAUAAUAAUUACUUUAUAGCUGCUGGAUACUGUCGUCAUGGUAUUGUUAGAUUCUGGGAUAAACGCAGGAGUGACAUAUGUGUCCAAACAAUAUAUGUAGGAGGGAACGUCAAGUCACCUGUGUAUAGUCUUCAGUUCAACAAACAUUGUCUCUAUGCAGCUUUAUCUCAUGCAGUCUAUGUGCUUGACUUUGGUGCUUACAAACCAGAACAUGAGAACUAUACCAGCCCACUUGAACCUUUAACAUUGCUAUCACAGUAUUGAGAGAUUACCAAGAGAAAAUGUUCAGAGCAGUUGCGGGACCUGUGUGAUUUAGGUGUCACAGAAUUGCAUAUAUACCUGGUCAUCAUACUUGAGAGCUACAGUGACUACAUACUUUGCAAGAGGACUGUACCAGGCCAUAGACUGACUGGGGACCUGUGUAAUCUUGAUGGUCAUCAUACUUUGGUCUUGCUUGACUGUGGUGCCUACAGUACAACUCAAAGGCAGGACAAUGCUGAGAGAUUAUCAAAAGAAACUUUUCAGAGCAGGGAAAUAUGCCAUCUGGGGACCUGUGUAAUAUUGGUGUCACAGGAGUGAUUUAAGUGGAUAUUCAGCUAUUUAUCACCCGAGAUAUAUUUGACGCUGAUGUGUACGUGUCAAAACUAUUAUCAUGACAAUGCAGAGAGAUUACCAAAAGAAACUGUUCAGAGCAGAGAGCUAUAAACUGUUGAGGGUCAUGUGUAAUACUGUUUUCUUAGAAUAGAAGUACUACCUUACUGCAUAUUUACCUGGUUAUCACACUUAAUAGUGCUAGGCUUUACUGCUUACAAAUCAAGGCAUGUAUUUCUGAAAUGGUGGUCCAUCAUUGUGACAAUAUUUAGGGAUCAUG